Molecule: messenger RNA, 1789 nt
Organism: Carassius auratus (goldfish)
Lineage: Eukaryota; Metazoa; Chordata; Actinopteri; Cypriniformes; Cyprinidae
Product: ammonium transporter Rh type C-like 2
Exons: 11
Coding region: 97-1554 (485 amino acids)
Biological process (GO): ammonium transmembrane transport; ammonium homeostasis
Cellular component (GO): plasma membrane
Molecular function (GO): ammonium channel activity
Source: RefSeq, a predicted model, not a curated record
CCUCCGCGCUCCCGCUAUGUUUAAAAGUGACACUAAUGCGCGUCCGCGUUUCUUAACAGCAACAUCUCCAGACUGCUCUGUGGUUAAACUGCAGACAUGGGCAACUGCAUGGGAGGCGUCUGCGACCGCCCGAAGAACACUAACAUUAAAUUGAGUUUACCUGCCGUGUGUUUCGUCUGGCAGCUGUCGAUGAUCAUUCUUUUUGGGGUGUUUGUGCGGUAUAAUGAAGAGUCAGAUACUCACUGGGUUGAGCACAAACAGGCACUCAAUAUCACAAGUGAUAUCGAGAAUGACUUCUACUUCAGAUAUCCAAGUUUUCAGGAUGUUCAUGUCAUGAUCUUCGUGGGCUUUGGCUUUCUCAUGACCUUCCUAAAGCGCUACAGCUUUGGUGCCGUGGGAUUCAACUUCCUGGUUGCGGCUUUCGGCAUCCAGUGGGCUCUUCUGAUGCAAGGCUGGUUCCAUUCUCUGGACUACACUGAUGGAAAGAUCAAGAUCGGUGUAGAAAACUUGAUCAAUGCAGAUUUCUGUGUGGCGGGUUGUCUGAUCGCUUACGGGGCUCUUCUGGGGAAGGUCAGUCCUGUUCAGCUGUUGGUGAUGACGCUGUUUGGCGUCACGCUGUUCGCUGUGGAAGAGUACAUCAUCCUGUCUGUCCUCCAUGCCAAAGAUGCCGGUGGCUCCAUGGUGAUCCACACUUUUGGAGCUUAUUAUGGGCUGUCAAUUUCAUGGGUUUUGUAUCGGCCCAAUUUGGAUAAGAGCAAACAUUUGAACGGGUCUGUCUACCACUCAGACGUGUUCGCCAUGAUUGGCACCCUCUUCCUGUGGAUGUUCUGGCCAAGUUUUAACUCUGCCAUUGCUGAUCAUGGAGACGGUCAGCACAGAGCUGCCAUCAACACAUAUCUGGCCUUGGCCUCCACCGUUCUCACUACAGUCGCCAUGUCCAGCCUGUUUGAGAAAACGGGGAAACUAGACAUGGUUCACAUCCAGAAUUCCACGCUGGCAGGCGGAGUUGCUGUAGGAACAGCAGCUGAGUUUAUGCUUUCACCAUACGGAUCUUUGAUUGUUGGUUUCUUCUGUGGCAUCAUAUCUACCAUGGGUUACAUUCAUUUAUCGCCGUUCUUGGAAGAGAAACUGAAGAUUCAGGACACCUGUGGCAUCCAUAACCUGCACGCUAUGCCAGGGGUCAUGGGAGGAAUUGUGGGUGCCAUCUCAGCCGCUGCUGCCACCACCACGGUUUAUGGAGAACAUGGGUUGCAGAAUACGUUUGACUUCACGGGGGAUUUUAAAAACCGUGUGCCUACUAUCCAGGGAGGAUAUCAGGCAGCAGGGCUGUGUGUGGCUUUGUGUUUUGGAAUCGGAGGUGGCAUACUGGUUGGCCUGGUUCUGAAGCUGCCCAUCUGGGGCGAUCCUGCAGAUGAAAACUGCUACGAUGAUGAGAUCUACUGGGAGGUUCCUGAGGAUGAAGAAAGCAUUCCUCCCAUCCUGGCCUACAGCAACCACAUGAUCCCAGACAAACAUGCAGACAUGAGAGAGACAAACUUCGUGGAGCAGCGUUAACAUCUGGAAUCAGAUCCGCAGUGAAAACAUCUGCUUUCCUGCUGCUGUCCCUGAAGAUAACACGCCAACAUUACAAACAAACUGACAUUUAUUUUGCUUGAACAUAUCACAUAUCUUUAUGAUACAUAGAAUACUUUAUUUUAUCCAGGUUGAGAUGCAAAUAUUUUAAAUAUAUCCCUUACUAUAUCUGCAUGUCAGAAUUCAUAUCACUCAGAAUGAUAAAGUAGUAAAAAGA